AUGUAUGAGCAAGAAGCGAUUCAAAGCACGGUCUUGGUAUUUGGACCUCAGGCGCUUGCCUUCAAUCAAGAUUCGUUUCGGGAUCUAAGCAACGCUAUUGUCGAUUCACCGGCACUUGGCUGGGUCAGCAAUGUUGUCGCGGAGCUUCCCGAGCUUUUCAUCCAGCUCAGCAACGAGAGUCCCGACCUUGGUACUAUCCCAGGGGCUGUAUUGCUCCAAUCUAUGAGCCAGCAAUUGAAGAAUGGCGACUUGGAAAGCAUAACACAGGACACCAGCUUACCAAGUAUCAUGUUAACACCGCUAUGUGUCAUCUCACAUCUUGCUGCAUACACAAAAUUCAUCGAAUGGAGACAAAAUGAGUCUGGGUGGGAGGCAUGGAAAAAGAAAGCAGAAGACUGUUUGAAGAAGACCCAAGUUGUGGGGUUUUGUACUGGUUUAUUAGCGGCACUGGUCGUCUCUCUCAGCCGGGACUCAAAGGAUUUCCAGAAACAUGGGGCUACUGCUAUUCGCCUCGCCAUGCUGAUUGGGGCUGUGGUCGACGCGGAGGAUGCCAAGAACGGGAAUUCAGGCUCUUUUUCAGCUGCUGCAAAAACCCAGGACGGGUUGACGACGAUCGAACAGAUUGUGGAAGAAUAUCCUGAUGCUUACCUAUCUGUUCGCUUCGACGAAAACAGAGUCACGGUAACUGCUCCAAAAGACGAUAUUCCCAGCCUUGUGAAAAAACUAGGUGCUGCAGGUAUAUCGACUGUGGAAAUUCGGCUGUCGGGCCGGUUCCACACCACGCGUCACCAGCGUGUUGUGACCCAGCUGAGCAACUUUUGCGAAUUGAGCCAGGCAUUCAAGCUCCCAGAAGCCGCUCAUCUCCAACUACCUUGUUUGGCAGACGUGGAUCCAACAAGACAAGGGAUCGUUGCGGGCAAUUUGUCAUCCAUUGCUUUGGACGCAAUAUUGGUACAGCCAUCAGAUUGGUGGAGAACUUUCACAGCUCUUGUUGCCAUCCCAGGCAGAACCAAGAUAAUAGUUCUCACUCAAGAAAAAUGCGCACCACCGUCGGUAGUCAGCAACUUGCCUGCGAGGUUUCAGCUAUUGCAUCUUGCGGAGCUCAUCAAAACUGAACGCUCAUCCCAGGACUUCGCUACAAACGAAAAUGAUAUCGCCGUGGUCGGGAUGGCUUGCAAGGUAGCCGGGGCUGAUGAUAUCAAUGAAUUCUGGGAUAUCCUGUGUGAAGGACGCUCUCAACACACGGAAAUCCCCAAGUCACGACUUGGCUUCAAAACCGCAUUUCGAGACACGGAUGAGAGUAGGAAGUGGUACGGAAAUUUUCUCAAAUUUCACGAUGCUUUCGAUCACAGGUUCUUCAAGAAAACCCCACGAGAGGCUGCGUCAAUGGACCCUCAACAGAGGAUACUCUUGGAGAUCGCUUACCAGGCUGUGUCACAGUCAGGAUACUUCCACACAAACCCACACUCAGCGAAUGUCGGCUGUUUUAUUGGAACUUGUGCAGUUGACUAUGAGUACAAUGUGGCUUGUCACGCACCCAACGCGUUCUCUUCCACGGGUAAUCUCCGGGGAUUCAUUGCGGGGAAAGUAAGCCAUCACUUUGGCUGGACUGGGCCUAGUCUCACCCUCGACACUGCAUGCUCAGGGGCCGCGGUUGCCGUGCACCAGGCCUGCAAAGCCAUUCUCAGCGGUGAAUGCGUGUAUGCACUAGCUGGCGGCGUCAACAUGAUCACUCAACCACUUGCGUACCAGAACCUGGCCGCAGCCUCGUUCUUGAGUCAAACCGGCCAAUGCAAACCUUUUUGUGUCCGCGCGGAUGGCUAUUGUCGAGGAGAGGGCGUCGGCGCUGUGUUCUUGAAAAAGAAGUCGGCUGCCAUCGCUGAUGGCGAUCAGAUCUUUGGGCUGAUAUCCAGUACAGCGGUUUUGCAAAACCAGAAUUGUACUCCGAUAUUUGUCCCCAACGCACCGUCUCUCUCUGGCCUCUUUGAACAUGUCCUUGACAAAGCCAGGCUAAAAGCCUCUCAGAUCUCUUAUGUUGAAGCACAUGGGACAGGCACACCAGUAGGGGACCCUGCAGAGUAUGAGAGUAUCAGUCGAAUCUUUGCUGUAGCUGAGCGGACGACCGCCGUCCAUCUCGGCUCGGUGAAGGGACUCAUUGGCCAUACCGAAAGCUCUUCCGGUCUGGUGUCUCUGAUCAAGGUACUGUUGAUGAUGCAUUAUAGCACGAUCCCUCCCCAGCCCAGUCACCACAGUCUCAGCCAUUCCAUUGAGCCAAACCAACUAGUCAAUAUAUCAACGUCUCUGAAGCCUUGGGGCGAUCAUCUCAAAGCUGCUCUGAUCAACAAUUACGGAGCAUCCGGAUCAAAUGCAUCGAUGAUCGUCCGGCAAUUCACGCCCGAUUCCGGUGUUGGAUUUGAAGGACAAAGAUGGAAGUAUCCAUUUUGGAUCUCUGCAAACGAUGAAAGAAGCCUCCAAGCAUACGCAGAGAGACUGGGAGCGUUCCUAAGCAAAAGGGCUUGCCAGAUGACCUCUUUCAUCAGAGACUUGGCAUUCAAUGUGUGCCGGCAAUCGAAUCGGCGCUUGCCAAAAGUCAUGCUUCUAGAAUGCUCAACCGUGAAAGAGUUGCAGCAAAGGUUGGUAAAGCCAGUUUCAGCUGGGAUAGCAACUGCACCACAAGUCAUUUUGUGUUUCGGUGGACAGGUCUCCACUUAUGUCGGCCUAGACCGUGGGAUAGUCGCGAACACAACCAUUCUGCGCUUCUAUCUGGAUCGCUGUGAUCGACUCUCGAAAGACCUGGGUUUCGGUGGCAUUUACCCGGAAAUAUUUCAGAAAAGCCCAAUUUGCGACAUCGUCAAGCUUCAGCUAUGUCUUUUUCUUCGCAAUAUUCAUCGGCAAUGA
Penicillium brevicompactum is the source of this 2898-nucleotide messenger RNA. RefSeq names its product Polyketide synthase. The transcript is spliced from 2 exons. Gene Ontology annotation, molecular function: fatty acid synthase activity. Lineage: Eukaryota; Fungi; Ascomycota; Eurotiomycetes; Eurotiales; Aspergillaceae. The coding region runs from base 1 to 2898 and encodes 965 amino acids. The record is from RefSeq and is a predicted model, not a curated record. Gene Ontology annotation, biological process: secondary metabolite biosynthetic process; fatty acid biosynthetic process.